GGGACGGAGAUCGACCAUAUUCUUAUAAAGGUUAAACAGCAAGCGUCUAACUAAAUAUGUUUGUUUUUCGAUGUUUCGUUUUAUAUUGUAUCACUGUUGUCGGUGCACAAACAUAUAGUUUCGGUAGUUUCCAUCCGGGUGCUUUCGUUGGAAAUAUGCAAUAUCAAAAUCCUAAUCAAAUUCCUCAGUUUGGAUCUCAACAAUCAUCGGGAACACAACAAUCUGGAACACAGUCUCCAAGUGCGUCACAACAGUCAGGUGGACAGCAGCAACCAAAUACCUUUGUCCCAGGUGGUUUCGUUGGAAAUUUAAAAUAUCUAAAUGCCAAUCAAAAUCCUCAGACUGGUCCUCAACAGCCAUCGGUAACGCAGUCACCAAGUGCUGCACAACAGCCUGUAACACAGUCCCCAGGUGCUACGCAACAGCCUGUAACACAGUCUCCAAUUGCUACGCAGCAAGCAGUCACACCAAAAACAUCAGGUUCCAACAUCAGUUCGCCGCAGUCAUCUUCUUCAGGGGAUCUAUGUAAUCCAGCUCCUGUUAACUGUGUGACCGGUAUAACAGUUGAUUCUCAGGGAUGUCCUAUAUGCAAUCCGAACGGAAAUGGUCAAAACUCUCCUUAUACAGGAACUGGUCAAGGUGGAACUAACUGUCCAAAGCUUGAUAUGUCCAAGUGUCCAAAUAAUAUGUGUGUGGAUCCAACCAGUGGAUGUCCAACUUGUGACUGUAAUAAAGCUAAAGUCCCAUCCACACAGGCUCCAACUACAACCACACAGGCUCCAACUACUACCACAAAGGCUCCACAUACAACCACACAGGCUCCGACUACUACCUCACAGGCUCAAACUACAACCACACAGGCUCAAACUACAACCACACAGGUUCAAACUACUACAACAAAGGCUCCGACUACUACAACAAAGGCUCCAACUACUACAACAAAGGCUCCAACUACUACAACACAAGCUCCAACUACUACCACACAGUCUUCAACUACUACCACACAGGCUCCAACUACUACCACACAGGCUCAAACUACUACCACACAGGCUCCGACUACUACCACACAAGCUCCAACUACUACAACAAAGGCUCCGACUACUACCACACAGGCUCCUACUACUACAACAAAGGCUCCAACUACUACAACAAAGGCUCCAACUACUACCACACAGGCUGCAACUACUACAACAAAGGCUCCAACUACAACCACACAGGCCCCAACUACUACAACAACACAGACUCCAACUACUACCACACAGGCUCCUAUUACUACAUCAAAGGCUCCAACUACUACCACAAAGGCCCCAACUACUACAACAAAGCCUCCAACUACUACUACAAAAGCACCAACUACAACCACACAGGCUUCUACUACUGCCACACAGGCACCAACUACUACCACACAGGCUCCAACUACUACCACACAGGCUCCAACUACUACCACACAGGCUCCAACUACAACCACACAGGCUCCAACUACUACCACAAAGGCUCCAACUACUACCACACAGGCACCAACUACUACCACAAAGGCUCCAACUACUACCACACAGGCACCAACUACUACAACAAAGGCUCCAACUACUACCACACAUGCACCAACUACUACAACAAAGGCUCCAACUACUACCACACAGGCUCCCACUACUACCACACAGGCUCCAACUACUACAACACAAACUCCAACUACUGCAACAACACAGACUCCAACUACUACAACUACACAAGUUCCAACUACUACAACUACACAAGCUCCAACUACUACCACACAGAUUACAACUUCUACGCAGGUUCCAGUGACAACAACUAAGACGAUAGCUACAACUGUAGUACCGACUCAAAAGAAGACUACAGUUUUUCAAAAGAAAUUCACUAGUAUUAAACCAAUAACAAAAGGGGCAUCCUUACCUGCGUCUACUUCGAUCACUACACAUAAUGUAACAUCAACUUCAUCAUAUAGUGUAGAAACAACUACAGAAAAUGCAACAACGACUUCAAUGACUACUUUAGCAACAACAACACCAACUACUAUAAUAACAACUACAACAGCUCUAGGUGGAUGUCCACCAUAUCCAGCUAAUUGUCCGAACGAGUGUAGUACAUAUGAUUUUAAUUUUUGUUUAGUUUGUGAUUAUUCUACUUGCUCUGUAACACCACCUCCUAGAGCUACCGGGCCGACAUGUCCUAAUAUGUUUUGUAUAUUACCCUGUGGUGGACAUUAUAAGAAAGAUGCAAAUGGAUGCGACAGGUGUGAAUGCGCUAGUUAA
This is a messenger RNA of Mytilus trossulus (common blue mussel), 2270 nucleotides long. RefSeq names its product mucin-5AC-like. The transcript has 8 exons. NCBI's taxonomy places the organism in Eukaryota, Metazoa, Mollusca, Bivalvia, Mytilida, Mytilidae. Bases 57 to 2270 code for a protein of 737 amino acids. The record is from RefSeq and is a predicted model, not a curated record.